Messenger RNA from Solea senegalensis (Senegalese sole), 1804 nucleotides. RefSeq names its product transmembrane serine protease 3a (gene tmprss3a). Gene Ontology annotation, biological process: proteolysis. Lineage: Eukaryota; Metazoa; Chordata; Actinopteri; Pleuronectiformes; Soleidae. The record is from RefSeq and is a predicted model, not a curated record. Gene Ontology annotation, cellular component: membrane. Gene Ontology annotation, molecular function: serine-type endopeptidase activity; protein binding. The transcript has 14 exons. The coding region runs from base 113 to 1744 and encodes 543 amino acids.
ACAGGAAGAGCCUUAUACUUUAUACUAUGAGCUUUAUACUCAGUAUUUCAGAGAAAUAGGGAAGAUAACGAAAGAGGGGUAGAAAAGAGAGGAAGAAAAGGAAUAGAGGCCUAUGGUGUUAAAUGAAGCUCAGUGGAGUGUGGAAAAUGGAAUAAUGACGAAAAGCUUUGUGGAGAGUGAUCCUGUUUCCAACACUGCUGCUGACACAGCAAACCACCUAUCAGAACAUAAGACAGAGGGAGCAGAGCAGCCUGACCCUUCGAGAAUAGAGGUGGUGUCAGUGACGGAGGAAGACCUCCCCACUGUUGAGACCCCCAACACAGUUAAUGUCAGCCCGCUGGGAAGUUUUACUGCUGACAGUCAGUCAGACAACAAUUCAGCCAGACCUGAAGAGCCUCAACCUGCACCCAGUCCCACCAUGCCAGUCACUAAGGUGCAACCAUUUAUGCGAGAUGAGGACUUGCAGAAAAGCUGGAAGGAGAGACUGAUGUCUCAUCGCUUUGAGCUGCUGAUUGCUUCCUGCGUCAUCGUGGUAGUCACUCUCGCUCUCAGCAUCGGACUUGGAGUGGGUCUGAGCUGCGUGGGCAGGUUUCGCUGUGGCUCGUCGUCUCAGUGCAUCAGAUACUCUGCUCAGUGUGAUGGAGAGGUGAACUGUGACAAUGGAGAGGAUGAGCUUGGCUGUGUGCGUUUGAGUGGGCGGAGCUCAGUGCUGCAGGUCCAGAAAGGGGGGGUAUGGAGGACAGUUUGCUCAGAAGACUGGAACAACUGGCUUGGGCUCAGUGCCUGCAAACAGCUGGGUUACUCAAGAUAUGUGGAGUCAUUCUUCAUUUCGCUGAACUCCAUUGAACAAGAACUUCAGCACAAUCUUGUGUCCAUCAACUUGAGCCAGUCACAGAUCAGCAAGCUCCAGAACACCACAAUCUUCAGUAAGACUCAGUGCAGCUCAGGCAAAGUGACCACUCUGAAAUGUCUGGAGUGUGGUUUCAGACCUCAGUACAACACUCGUAUUGUUGGAGGCAACAUCUCUAAACCAGGUCAGUUCCCCUGGCAGGUCAGUCUCCACUACAGCAGUGAGCACCUAUGUGGAGGCUCAAUCAUAACAUCCCACUGGAUCCUCACUGCAGCACACUGUGUGUAUGGGUUUGCUGACCCAUCCAUGUGGGCUGUCCAUGUGGGCCUGACAGUGCAACCAGACAAUGGGGCCCAAUCGCUAGCUGUGGAGCAGAUUAUCUACCAUGCUCGCUACCGGCCCAAAAAACUGGACUUUGACAUUGCACUGAUGAAACUGGCAGUGCCACUUGUUUUCAAUGGCUUUGUGGAGCCCAUCUGCCUGCCUAACCAUGGGGAGGAUUUUGUGGAGGGAACACUGUGCUGGAUCUCUGGAUGGGGAGCAACAGAGGCAGAUGGAGAGUCCAGUGUGGUUCUACGCUCAGCCAUGGUUCCACUCCUCUCCACCAAGACCUGCAACCAGCCAGAAGUUUACAAAGGCUUUAUCUCCUCCUGGAUGCUAUGUGCUGGAUAUCUGGAGGGAGGAGUUGACUCUUGUCAGGGGGACAGCGGUGGUCCUCUGGCCUGUGAGGAUGCAUCUGUGUGGAAGCUGGUUGGAGCAACCAGCUGGGGGAUUGGAUGUGCUAUGAGGAACAAGCCAGGCGUUUAUACUCGCAUCACUCAGUCACUUAGCUGGAUCCACCAACAGAUGGAGAGAGAAGAGGAUCAUGUUUCGCCCACAGCGAGCACAAACUGAAUCUGCUGCAGCUAGUCCUUACUGGAAUCUGUUGGGAGUUUUUACUUUGACAAAGCCGGU